AUGCCCAAAUGUAUGUCGGUUAAACACGCUCAUUGGGCCUCAUUGCUUCGGCCCAUGAAAGCAACAUUUGUGCCCCACCGAUGGGGAGUUGCAGAAUUGAAUUGUAGAGAGUGCCUUGGCUAUUUCGUUUUCGUUGUCGCCCCUUUCACGAUGGUAUCCUCUCUCGUCAACAAGGACAAUCAAAGUGACAGUACUUUUUUGGUUGUCAUGACAUCACUUUGGUUCUCCAUUCUUGAUGCCGCAGAUCAGAAAAUGCCGGAUACUCUUCAGCUUAUUUCAUCACAAUCGGCCGCAUAUUCAGCGGGUUUAUUUGCUAGUCCC
This is a messenger RNA of Protopolystoma xenopodis, 321 nucleotides long. The record is from the annotation of a GenBank genome assembly. NCBI's taxonomy places the organism in Eukaryota, Metazoa, Platyhelminthes, Monogenea, Polystomatidea, Polystomatidae.